This is a messenger RNA of Hemibagrus wyckioides, 1287 nucleotides long. Its product is annotated as claudin-4-like. Gene Ontology annotation, biological process: cell adhesion; bicellular tight junction assembly. Gene Ontology annotation, molecular function: structural molecule activity. The record is from RefSeq and is a predicted model, not a curated record. The transcript has 2 exons. Bases 94 to 1212 code for a protein of 372 amino acids. Gene Ontology annotation, cellular component: plasma membrane; bicellular tight junction. NCBI's taxonomy places the organism in Eukaryota, Metazoa, Chordata, Actinopteri, Siluriformes, Bagridae.
ACCCGCUAUCUUUGUCACUGCUUUUGGAACGAGACUACGCGUAUAUUGGGAAUCCUUUUUUGUUUGAACUAAGACUAACAGAACCGAGGAAGCAUGGUGUCUGCCGGGCUACAGAUGUUGGGCACUGCCCUAGCCAUCAUUGGCUGGAUCAUGACCAUUGUGAUUUGCGCUCUGCCUAUGUGGAAGGUCACAGCUUUCAUUGGGAACAACAUUGUAACAGCACAGAUAACCUGGGAGGGCAUCUGGAUGUCCUGCGUUGUGCAAAGCACCGGGCAGAUGCAGUGCAAAGUCUACGACUCUAUGCUGGCUCUCAGCUCUGACCUACAGGCCGCCCGUGCACUCUGCGUCAUUUCCAUUUUGAUUGGUAUCUUUGGGAUUCUCCUGGCCAUCGCUGGUGGCAAGUGCACCAACUGUGUGGAGGACGAGAGCUCCAAAGCAAAGGUGGGCAUCGCAUCUGGCGUGGCUUUCAUCGUCUCAGGCAUCCUGUGUCUUAUUCCCGUCUGCUGGACAGCCAACACCAUUAUCAGGGACUUCUACAACCCCUUAAUACUCAGCGCACAGAAAUAUGAGAUCGGAGCUUCUCUGUACAUCGGAUGGGCCUUCAUUGGCAUUCUCACAGCCUUCUUGGGAUGGUUGGGAGUCAUCGUGGCAUGUUGUCUGCCUCAGUGGAGAGUAACUGCUUUCAUCGGCGCAAACAUUGUGACAGCACAGAUCAUCUGGGAGGGAAUUUGGAUGACUUGUGCAGUACAGAGCACCGGGCAGAUGCAGUGCAAGAUUUACGACUCCAUGCUAGCACUCACCGCGGACCUGCAGGCCGCCAGAGCAAUGAUCAUUAUUUCCAUUUUGGCUGGCAUCAUUGGAAUCAUGGCGUCCAUCGCUGGUGGGAAGUGCACCAACUGUAUUGAGAAUUCACGUGCUAAAGCUAUGGCAUGCAUCGUGGCUGGAGUGUGUUUUAUAAUCGCCGGUGUGCUCUGUUUGAUCCCUGUAUCCUGGACAGCUCAGAGCAUCAUCGCCGAAUUUUACAAUCCCCUAAUGACGGAUGCACAGCGGAGGGAACUGGGGACUUCCUUGUACAUUGGCUGGGCGGCUGCAGGUCUUAUGCUGAUGGGGGGAAUUCUACUCUGCUUGAACUGCCCUCCCAAUGAGCAGCGCAUCUACAACCCAAAGUACACCAGUACAAGAUUAACCCCUAUCUCCAGGGAAUACGUCUGAUAGACACAGACUAGUCUCAAAAUAUUGCUGUAUAUCCAUGGUUUCUGUUUAGAAUUAGUGCUAGGAUUUGGAAGG